Cylindrotheca closterium is the source of this 492-nucleotide messenger RNA. NCBI's taxonomy places the organism in Eukaryota, Bacillariophyta, Bacillariophyceae, Bacillariales, Bacillariaceae. The record is from the annotation of a GenBank genome assembly.
AUGGACACCAAUGCCGACACUUGUUGCCUUGGCAAGAACUUUGUGAUCAUGAGUUACACACCAAGAUCAGCAGAUGUAUAUGCAUACGACCCCGCAUUACCACCGACAAACCUCCCUAUUGUGUCGGGAGCAACUGCUUUUGAUUGUCCACAGACUGGUAAAAUGUUCAUCUUGAUAAUUAACGAAGCACUCUACUAUGGGAACCGAUUGGACCAUUCACUAAUCAACCCAAACCAGGUACAAAGUUUCGGAAUUCCCCUAUGGGAUAACCCUUUUGACGAAACAAGGCAUGUUGGUAUUGAAUCCAAAAAGAUAUUCAUAGCAUUAAAGGCAAAAGGCACAAAGUUACUUCUUGAUUCGAGGGCGCCAACUGAACAAGAACUUGCAACCUGUCUCCACAUCGACCUGACGAGCAAGGUGCCGUGGAACCCAGGAACUGUCCAACUUGGUAAGGUCUCCGCAGCCCACGUCGUGCUAUUUCUAUUUCCAUAA